Ictalurus punctatus (channel catfish) is the source of this 1151-nucleotide messenger RNA. RefSeq names its product ribonuclease inhibitor. The coding region runs from base 51 to 455 and encodes 134 amino acids. The record is from RefSeq and is a predicted model, not a curated record. The transcript is spliced from 3 exons. NCBI's taxonomy places the organism in Eukaryota, Metazoa, Chordata, Actinopteri, Siluriformes, Ictaluridae. Gene Ontology annotation, molecular function: protein binding.
CUGUCCUCUGAUUUGUGUGUGUGAGAGAAACACACUCACAUUUCUGUUACAUGGUAAAGAGUAAGUGUAUUAUGGCUGUGUGUGUGUUUGAGAUCAGUGUUCUGAUAUUUCAUCAUUUCUCUUCCAGUCUGCGUGAGUGUAAACUGACAGAGGAAAGCUGUAGAGUUCUGUCCUCAGUUCUCAGAUCAAACUCCUCCAGACUGAGAGAACUGAACCUGAGUCACAAUAACCUGCAGGAUUCAGGAGUGAAGCUGCUCUCUGCUGGACUGGAGAAUCCACACUGUACACUGGAGAUACUGAGGAUGUGUUACUGCAGUAUUACAGAUGAAGGUUGUGCUGCUCUGGCUUCUGUAACCUGGAGACACUACACGUUAACUAUAAUACACUCACCAGGACCGGCGUAUGACGGGAGUCUCACCUCAAACCUCUUCUCCAGGAUAAAGCAGUCUUGGUGAAGAGUUAGAACCCGUCCCACAUUUCCAGCAGUUUGGGAGCUGAAUCAUUAAACUUAAAGGGGCAGAGCAGAAACAGUCAAGAACAGGCAGAAGGUCGUACACAGGAGAAAUCAACACACGUAACCAAAUAUCUGCUGUACAAAGCAACGGCACCGAUCUGCCCCGGGGAUGGAGACUGACGAGGCUUAAGUACAGGUCCGGAAAUGUACAGCCAACUCAUCCCAAAGCACGAGACGGGAGCAGGCGUGUACGGGAUGUGAUCGUCCAAUGGCAAGCAGGAACAUGACGCACCGCAGUAGACUGGGCUUAAAAGAGGAGGAGACAAGACACCCAUCCCUCCCCCGACAUAGACACACGAAUGGAACAUAGUACAAACAGAAAUACAACUGAGGACGUAACAAUGGCCAAGUAUCAAAUAAAAUGUAAACGUGCAUUGAUGAAGUUAAUGUUGUUAGUAAUUGUUUAUAAAUUACCAUGGUAACACGGAGCUCCAAGGUAUAAAAAUAUGGAGUUUGUCAUCAAUCAAACAGUAACCAGUUUUAAUACCUAAAAAAGUUUACGUAGCAAAAUUUAGCAAAGCGCUUUACAGUAAAUUAAAAUGUAAAAUUAAACUAAUGAAAUGUUGUGCAGCACAUGCUUAUGUUAAUGUUUGUUUCAUUAUAUGAUCAUAUAAAUAAAUAAAUACUCCCAAAGUCA